CAAGGGAGGAGACACAGGCCCGUGGACGGCGAUGCGCGCUCCCGAUAAUAAACCUCUGACGCCUUCAUCCGGGAACUACUACGAACUCGCUCUCCAACAUGGCGGCGUCAGCUAAGAAGAAGAAUAAGAAGGGGAAGACCCUCACUUUGACUGACUUCCUUGCGGAGGACAGUGGAGGCAGCAAUGUAGCCCCCAGCUACCCAACCAAGUCCACAAGCUGGGCAGAUGAGACUGACGAUUUGGACGGAGAUGUUUCAACUUCCUGGCACACGGAGGAGGACACGUACAGGGCACCACCCAUUGACCGCUCCAUCCUGCCCACAGCACCUCGCUCAGCCCGUGAGCCCAAUAUUGACCGGUCCAGGCUCCCCCGCAGCCCGCCAUACACCGCCUUUCUGGGAAACCUGCCCUAUGAUGUCACUGAGGACUCGAUCAAAGACUUCUUCCGCGGCUUGGCAAUCAGUGCAGUGCGUCUUCCUCGAGAGCCCAGUAACCCCGAGAGGCUGAAAGGCUUUGGUUAUGCUGAAUUUGAUGACGUAGAAUCCCUCCUCAGGGCUCUCAGUCUCAGUGAGGAGAACCUGGGAAACCGCCGGAUUCGUGUGGAUAUUGCAGACCAGUCAAAUGAUAAAGAAAGAGACAGUGGCUCCAUGGGUGGCAGAGACAGAGGUGGACGAAUGGCUGACAUGGGUCCUGACAAGACAGACAGUGAUUGGAGAGCUCGACCAAGUGCAGAUGCUGAUGAUGGACCUCCCAGGAGAGAUGAUGCCUUUGGAGAGAGAUCACGGGACCGUUACGAGUCCGAUCGUUACAGAGAUGGGCAGCGGUGGGAGAGUGAUCGUUAUGAUGGAGGCAGAGAUCGCUACCGGGAUCGCUACGACGACAGGGAUCGCAGGGAUCGCUACGACGACAGGGAUCGCAGGGAUCGCUACGACGACAGGGACCGCAAGGACUACGAUAGAGGAGGUUAUGACUCUCGUGGUGGUGGAGGAGGUCGUCGUGCCUUUGGUAGUGGCUUCCGCCGUGAUUACGAUGACAGUCGGGGUAGCAAUGAACGGUAUGGGGACCGGGAUCGUUACGGGGACCGGGAUGAGAGGCGUGAGGAGAGAGCUCCUCAGCAAAGACCCAAGUUGAACCUGAAGCCUCGUAGUGUACCUAAAGAGGAGGAAGGCACCGGCAGCGGUGGCACUUCACCCGCUGCCGUUUCAAGCUCCAGCAGCAGGGCCUCGUCUAUCUUUGGUGGAGCAAAACCAGUUGACACAGCAGCAAAGGAGAGGGAGGUGGAGGAGAGGCUGAAGAAAGAGGAAGAGAGGCUGCAGAGGCAGCUGGAGGAGGAUAAAGGCAGGGGACCCGACAGAAAGAUGAGGGACAGGGACCCAAGCUGGCGCAAUGAGGAAUCUCACACUGAGCGAUCCCGCACAGGAAGUGAGUCUUCACAGCAAGGAAGCACUUCUGGAAGAGGGUCACGGUGUCGAGAUAGCGAGCGCUCUGGGGAGAAUGAGGUUUUCAGUGGGGUAGAAGGCAGCGCCUCUUCCCCUGGGUCCUCAUCACGGCCCCCCUCCACCAGCUCCUCUAAAGAGCCAUUGAAGGUGAUGCCUGCACCUCCUCCCAAGGAGAAUGCGUGGGCCAAGAGAAGUGCAGCCAACACAGGCUCCAGUGAGGGCGAUGGGCGUGGUCCAGUCUCCCCGGUCUCCCCGAGCGGUUCAGCUCCUCCCAAGUUCAGUUCCUCAAGUUCUGCAGAUGAAAGAGGAUCUGGAAAGGAUGAGAACAAGGCUGAUGGUGUGCGUCGGGACCGGGGGCCCCCGCGGGCAAGAGGGGGGCCUGCAGGGCCUGGAGCUGGGCGGGGCCGAGGAGAGGGGCCCAACAGAGACCGAAGGAAGGAGUCAGACAGAAAGGACAGCAGAAGAGACCGAGACUCCAGACCAGCUCCAGAGCCAAAGAAAUACGAAGAGACCCCAACCCCCAAAUUCAGCUCAGCCAGUAAAUACGCCGCUUUGUUAAUGGAUGGAGACCAAGGAGACGACGCAGAUGAUGUCGAGUAGAGAAAAAAAACUCGACAGAAGAGAGGAGAAAGCGACGAAUGCAGGAAAAAAAAUUCUCACAUAGCGUAUGGAAAAUAAAAAAAAUUAAAAAUCUCCUCACGUGGAUGUGGCUCCUGGGGGGGGUUGGGGGGGAGUGAGACAUCACUCACUCCCUGCUUUCCUCCUUCAAACCUGUCCUUUAAUUUCAAACCAUUCACCCAUCCUCCUUUCCCUGCCCCACCUGUGGGACUCUUCGGGUUCUCAAGAAUAGUCACAUACUGGACUUGUUUUAAAUGGAAAAGAGGAAUAGAUCACAUGGAAACGUGAUGGAUAACAUUGAAUUAAUUGUAAUAAAUAAAUGGAAAAUGUGGGGAAAAAAUGAAUUUUGUAUGUUUGUGGAUCACAGGGGUGGUAAGGUGGCCUCUAAUGACAGAAGACGGAGCUUAUAGAGUUUUUUUUUUUUUUCCCCUGAUUGAAUUUUUAGACGGGCAUAACUUCAUUACAACACCCCUUGUAUACAUCAUUAAAUGAUUUGGUGUUAUGGAA
This is a messenger RNA of Archocentrus centrarchus (flier cichlid), 2564 nucleotides long. It is a transcript of the gene eif4ba, whose product is annotated as eukaryotic translation initiation factor 4Ba. The transcript has 15 exons. Gene Ontology annotation, molecular function: RNA binding. Lineage: Eukaryota; Metazoa; Chordata; Actinopteri; Cichliformes; Cichlidae. The record is from RefSeq and is a predicted model, not a curated record. Bases 99 to 2039 code for a protein of 646 amino acids.